AUGGACACAUCAUCUCCCGGUCCUAGUACGGGGUUGGUAAUAUGCUUCGGCACUCUUUGCGAUGUUCAAGCGAAGGUCACGCGCCCACCAAGCGAUGGAUGCACUGCGGUAUCCGACAUACGCCGCGUCUCGGGCAAUAGAGCCUCACAAUUCCAUCUCUUCGAAAUCGUCUUGGAAGAUAAGGUCUACGGUAUCAAAAUACCAGAAACAGAUGUUUUCAUCAUGAUUGACCUUAUCACUGCCAAGAAACUAGAUGCUCUCCAAGGGCAGCCUGGCGUUUACACUAAAGCAGUUUUCGGAACUGAUAUCCUGAAUCAUCUGGCGUCCAAAAAAGGAAAGCAGCCGUUUAGAGUAUCCGUGAAUGUAUACGGACUCGAAUCAGAUGCUAGCGAUGUCGGAACGGCCUUGACCAAGGCUCGAGGAUUCCUUCAACAUCCGUAUCACCUUGAAGACGGCAUAGAGUAUUUGAAUCCGCAGUUCUUCCAAUUCGAAGGAGAUACAGGGUAUAUGACGCAUCUGGUGGCCAUGGACGAGUCCCAGAUCCGAGCAAAGGCCCUCUCCGAUGCAUUGGAAAAUGUUCUCACUUCACUUGACCAUUCAUUGGGAAACCCGAUCAUCACUGAGCUGGAUGUCAUUCCGGAUGACCUCACAACACCUUUGAAGGAUCAUCAGAAAUCCGCUCUGAGUUUUAUCUCGAAAUGUGAGAACUCUGAUUAUUGUAAUCGAGUCAGAACGGAGCUCCUGUUUCAUACGCGUAUCCCGUCACCUAAGGUCAUCCCAUCUAUGGCCUUGGGCGGAAUAUUGGCGGACGUGAUGGGGUUAGGGAAAACACUCACAAUGAUCACGUCUAUCUGUGCCACGAAGGUUGCAGCGAUCAACUUCCAAAAGACCAAUACUAGAGGCAAUAUCGACGAUUUGACAUGUCCCCGAACUACAGCAACCCUUGUGGUUGUAACAUCGACUCAGGUGAUGGAGGUGUGGCGGAAGGAAGUUUCAAGUCAUUUCAAAGAUGGUUCGCUUCGGACUAUCAUGUUCCAUGGUGACUCUCGCCCGACUCAACAAACCGCUUUGAUGGAUUAUGACAUAGUAUUAACUACAUACGCGACUCUUGUCGCUGACUUCAAACAUCGGAAGGUCCUUCACAGUUUGGAGUGGUUCAGGGUUAUCCUUGAUGAGGCCCAUUGGAUUCGAAACCCAAGCUCUAAGCAAUUUAAGGCUGUGAACGGACUCACCACAGAACGCCGAUGGUGCGUUUCAGGAACCCCGAUCCAAAACUGUCUCAAUGACUUGGUGUCCCUUCUUCGAUUUCUCAAGUUCGAGCCUUUCUGUGACAUGGCUGUAUUCCAGAGAUAUAUACUUGAGCCACUAGGCGACGGGAGCCUCACUGAGCCAGUCAACACACUUCAGCAGUUACUUCAAUGCUUGUGCCUGAGACGAGAAGGGCAAUAUCUCAAUCUCCCUAGUGCAACAUACAGUACUGUGAAGUUAUUACUUCAUCCUGACGAAGAAAAGCUAUACAACGAUGUCUUCAAAAGCUAUCGUCGAGAGCUCGAUGAUCUAGUCAGUGGCCUGGCCAAGGCAAAGAAGACAAGAAGUACUCUACGUUUUUCCAUGAUGUCAGCACUGAGGAGGCUCUGUAACCACGGCACACUGCUUGAACCCCCCAGGACGCUGACAGAGUUGGAUGUCGACACGUCUUGCGCCUAUUGCAGCACCGCUGAUAACGACAACAUGGCGAAGAUCAAUGAAGAUUCGACAUGCCCGGAGUGCCACCGUCUACUGUCAGCAUCGACGCCUAGCUCUUCAAAGAGCGUCAGUCAAUCUCCCCAACCUCCCGGUCCCAUCCAUACAGGUUUAUCCAUGGACGCGGCGGAUACGUAUACUGCAACGUUGAAUAGAAGGCCUCUUCAAAUGCAUUCGGGUCUGUCGACGAAACUCCAAGCUGUGGCAGACAAUAUUUGUCGUCAAUCUAAGAGCCUUGUGUUCUCGUACUGGACAACGACCCUUGACUUACUAGAAAUGCUGCUGGGUCAACGGAACAUCGCUAUGAGACGCAUCGAUGGACGAUUAGGAAACGAACACAGGUUAAGAGUGCUGGAGGAGUUCAAGACGAACCCUGAUAUCUCUGUCCUUCUCCUCACCAUGCAGACAGGAGCAGUUGGACUCACUCUUACUAUCGCGACGCACGUUCACAUCAUUGAGCCACAAUGGAACCCAUCAGUCGAGGAACAAGCAAUUGCGAGAGCCCUCCGAAUGGGACAGACCAAGACUGUAACGGUGUUCAGAUACAUGAUGAGGAAUACCGUAGAAGAGCGUAUUCUAGCCCUGCAAAAGAAGAAGAAAGCCCUUGCAAAGUUUACUUUGGGCGGGAACUCAGGAGAGGGAGUAUCGGGUAGUUUGGAGGAUCUGAAAUUCAUAUUGGAACUAGACGUGGUAUAA
Fusarium coffeatum is the source of this 2439-nucleotide messenger RNA. RefSeq lists its product as uncharacterized. Bases 1 to 2439 code for a protein of 812 amino acids. Gene Ontology annotation, molecular function: ATP binding; ATP-dependent chromatin remodeler activity. The record is from RefSeq and is a predicted model, not a curated record. The transcript is spliced from 11 exons. Lineage: Eukaryota; Fungi; Ascomycota; Sordariomycetes; Hypocreales; Nectriaceae.